GGCAAGGAAUGCUGUGAAAGUUCAGUAACAGAUUUUUAAAGGGAGGGACAGACACCCAACUGGCAGACCUCAAAUCCCUGGGACAGAUGGAAAAUAGUGCUAUGAAUACAAAAGGGACACUCCUGAGAACUCUUCCGCAUUCAAGCUUGAAUUCUUUCCUGCAUGCAGGUCAAUCCAGAAAGCAAAAGAAGCGCAAAAAAGUAACCUGUUGGAAGAGCCAAAGCAUUCAACACUGGUAGCAGAAACAACCUUGCAUGUAGAAAUAUAUGAAAACGGAAAUACAAAUAAAACCAGGGAGAGGAUUGACCAGUGGGGAAGAACAAGUGGAAACCAGCAGCACCACUGACUGUUCUGGUUUCACUUCUCAAACCAGGCAUCCAACCUACCUGUGCGUUCUUCUGGCCGUGAACUACAACUCCCAGAAUGCAUUGCAAGCCUUAACAAACAUAAAUGACAAACAACUGGCUCCUUUUAACCAGUGCAAAGUGUGGAGGAUGGAAGCAUUUAAGUCUUUGCCUGUGCUUUUGUAUAGGUUCCCCAUCUCCAGUCUUGGAUGUGCUGCUUUUCCUUCCCUGAGGCUGGAUGCUGGUGGUUCUCUCUUCCUGUUUCCAGUGGGAAUUUGUAUGAAGAGCCUCAACACAGAAACCUGGACCCCUGUCAUUUAUCCUGGGGCUGACUGUAGUCUACAGCUCGGUUUUUGAGGGUACAAAUGGAGAACCAAAACCCCACAGGCACCCCAAGAGAGGAAAGGUCAGAAGAAACAGGUGAUGGCCCUCAUGACUUUCAGGGGACUGCACUCUGCAAUGAUCCUGAAGCACUCUUGGCUACUUCCAAGCAAGACACCAGAGCCCAGCCAUCAACAAAAAAGAGGGUUUUGAGGUACCUUACUAGGCUUCUCAGAACAGAGAGAAGAUAUAGAUGCUCAGUGUGUGACAAAACCUUCAGGAGGUGCCCACAGCUUACUAGACAUCUAAGAACCCACACAGGAGAGACACUCUAUAGGUGUUCUGUGUGUGGAAAGGCCUUCAGGCGGCACCUAAAGCUUACUAUACACAAAAGAACCCAUAAAGGAGUGAAACCAUAUAAAUGCUUGGAGUGUGGAAAGAGAUUUCCCCAUAUUGAAAACCUUAUUGCCCAUUCAGGAACCCACACAGGGGAGAAGCCAUAUUCAUGUGCACAGUGUGGAAAAGGUUUUGCGUAUAAAAUUGAUCUUAUUAGACAUCAAAGAAUCCACACAGGGGAGAAACCAUUUUCAUGUUUGCAGUGUGGGAAAAGCUUCACUCAGAAAAUUAAUCUUACUACACAUCAAAGAACCCACACAGGGGAGAAACCAUAUUCAUGCGCACAGUGUGGAAAAGAUUUUGCGUAUAAAAUUGAUCUUACUAGACAUCAAAGAAUCCACACAGGGGAGAAACCAUUUUCAUGUUUGCAGUGUGGAAACAGCUUUGCUCAGAAAAAGAAUCUUAUUAUACAUGAACGAACCCACACAGGGGAAAAACCAUAUUCAUGCUCACAGUGUCAAAAAAGCUUUGCUCAGAAAACUGAUCUUACUAGACAUGAAAGAACUCACACAGGAGAAAAGCCCUACACAUGCUCACACUGUGGGAAAAGCUUUGCUCUGAAACAACAUCUUACUGGACAUCAAAUGACCCAUGAAAUGAAGAAACGAAGAACCUCAGCACACCAAUCUGGACUACUCUCAUUUAUUCUUGGGCUGCCUAUUGUCUGUAGCUAUGCUGGUGACAUUAACAUGGAGGACCAAAUAUCAACAGGCCCCCCAAUAGCCCAACGAUCUAAGAAAGGAAGGCUUGUGAGGUACCUUACUAGACAGCAAACACUUCACAGAGAACAUAUCACAUAUCAAUGCUCAGUCUGUAGCAAAACCUUCAGGAGGAAUUCACAACUCACUAAACAUCAAAUAACUCACAGAGAAGAGAAACUAUAUCUGUGUUUCAUGUGUGGAAAGACCUUCAGGCAGUGCCAAGAACUUACUCGACAUGAAAGAACCCACAAAGGAGAGAAGCCAUAUACAUGCUUGCAGUGUGGGAAGAGCUUUUCUUCUAUCAAAAACCUGACUGCCCAUUCAAGAAUCCACACAGGGGAAAAGCCGUACACGUGUUUGCAGUGUGGGAAAAGCUUCACUCAGAAACAGCAUCUUAAUAGACAUCAAAGAACCCACACAGGGGAGAAACCAUAUUCAUGCUCGCAGUGUGGAAAAAGCUUUGCUGACAAUUCUGAUCUUACUAAACAUGAAAGAACCCACACAGGGGAGAAACCAUAUUUAUGCUCGCAGUGUGGAAAAAGCUUUGCUCAGAAAUCUGAUCUUACUACACAUGAAAGAACCCACACAGGGGAGAAACCAUAUUUAUGCUCGCAGUGUGGAAAAAGCUUUGCUCACAAAUCUCAUCUUACUGGACAUGAAAGAAUCCACACAAGGGAGAAAUUGUCCUGCCCACUGUGCGGAAAAAGCUUCACUCGGAAACCGCAGUUUACUAGACAUCAAAGAACUCAUAAAGUGAAGACACCAUAGAUAUGCUUGGAGGGUGGAGAGAGUUUCUAUCAUUAAUUAACUCUUCAUGCACAUGAAAGAAGUCACAGAAGGGAGACAUUGUACAAAUGCCUGCAUCCUAGUGAGAGCUUUGACAAUGAAUCAAGUCUAAACGACCAUGAGAAAAUACACAAAGAAGAGCAAACCUGACUACUUGGAGUUUGGAAAGAGCUUCUGUCACAACACAUGCUACUUUUUGCUUCAAGCAGUCAACACAGGCAAAAUUUCAGUCUUUUUGUCACCAUGUAAUUAUGACUAUGGGUGUUCUCCACUUCUUAGCCGUGGGAGCUUCAUGGUCUCAAGCACAUUUAAGGGGCUGCACAGUGAGGAACUCCAUGGUGAUUUUAAUUGUGGUUUUAAAAAAAUUGUAUAUUGAACUGGGUUCAAUGUUUUUAAAUGCUUUGAUUAAAAAAGGAAGAGAAAUCUGAUCAGAAGCUUUUUACAUUGAUGGCAUUGCAAGCUGGCAUUGCAGCUAUCAUCUUUUGAGGCAUCCGAGCAUUCAGCUGCAGUCGAACAGAAACGUUUGCUGCUUUUUAGCUGUUUUUUAAUCUCAGUAUUGGAAUGUUUUUACUGUGCUUACUAAUAAAGUCACAUUAUUUUACCCA
Hemicordylus capensis (graceful crag lizard) is the source of this 3153-nucleotide messenger RNA. RefSeq names its product zinc finger protein 345-like. Gene Ontology annotation, biological process: regulation of transcription by RNA polymerase II. Gene Ontology annotation, molecular function: DNA-binding transcription factor activity, RNA polymerase II-specific; RNA polymerase II cis-regulatory region sequence-specific DNA binding. The record is from RefSeq and is a predicted model, not a curated record. The coding region runs from base 710 to 2530 and encodes 606 amino acids. The transcript is spliced from 3 exons. Lineage: Eukaryota; Metazoa; Chordata; Lepidosauria; Squamata; Cordylidae.